Paramecium pentaurelia is the source of this 1472-nucleotide messenger RNA. NCBI's taxonomy places the organism in Eukaryota, Ciliophora, Oligohymenophorea, Peniculida, Parameciidae. The record is from the annotation of a GenBank genome assembly.
AUGUCAAAAGAAGUUGUAAUCAUGGAGCAUAAUGUAAAUUAAAUAAAGCCAUCUUAUCAAAGAUGGUUAGUUUUAUUCUCUUAUUCAAUAAUUGCGUAAUAGAAAUUAAUAAAGCUAUAGAAUGGCUAAUGUUAUGCAAUUAGUUAGUUACAGUCCUAUUUGGGAAUAGGCAGCAAUAUAUUAUGGAAUCCAAUCACAAGACUUAUAAUGGAUAGGGAAUAUGUAUUAUAUCACAUUUUUUGUCUUGGCUCCAUUUUGCAUAAAGCCUUUAUUAGUAAGAUUGGAUAUAAGUAUGCAUUUAAUUGGGAUUAUCAGUGCAAUAGGGUAAGAUUUAUAGAAUAUAAAUUGAAAGGGCAUGGAUAAUAUGGAUUGGAGGAUAAUCAUAUUUAAUGACAAUGAUAGGUUUAUUUGUGAUUGGAAUUAGUGAUGCUAUGAUUUUAAUAGUCCCAGUUUGUAAUUUUAAUUGUAAAUAACAAAGUUCUCUCUGAAAAAUGGUUUACUGUAUAUGAGAGAUUAUUGGCAACUAGUUUAGGUAGUUUCUUUUAAUAUAUUGGAAUGGCAUUUGCAUAUGGAUUUUCUUCAUUUUAUUUUGAUAUUUUGGAUGAAUAGAGUAUUAUAAAUAGGAAAAUUGAUGAAAUGAAUUUGAUGAUUGCAAUAUUUAAUACAGUUGGAGCAGUUCUUCUUUUGAUGUUUUUUAGAAAUAGACCACCUCAUCCAGCUUCAAAUUCAGAUGUAUCAAUUAUAUUGGUAUUUAAAGAAUAUAGUUAAAGAUACUAUUUGGAAAUCUACAAUAAAGAUGCUUACAAUAGAGGAAUCUAUAAUUGAUUUAUUAUCUUUAGGAAUCUGUAAAUAUAUUAAAUUAUUAAAAGUUAUUGGAUUGGGUUGGGUGUACACAACUAUUAUAUCUUUUGAAUUGUAUCCUUUUGGUUAUACUCAAGUAAUUAAUUUAUUAGUAAAAAUUUAAAGGGAGAAGUUGCAAUUAAUGGAACAGUUUAUUAAAUAUCAGGAGUAGCUGUGGGUUUAUGGGCAUCAAUAAAAUUAGAUUCUUAAGCUAAAUAAGGAAAAUAACCUGAUUAUGAUAGAUAUAUUAAGAUUUUUACAAGCAUAGGAAUGAUCAGUUUGAUUUUAGAAGCAUUUAUCAUAGAAUAUUUAGAUUAUUGGAUGUUGAUUUUCAUUAAUUUUGCUAUGGGUGUUGGUCUUAAUUCUUUUUAUCCUAUAGCAAUAUAAUCAUAUAUUGAAAAACUAUACCCUGCAUCAGAAUUGGUUUUAGUUACUGGAUUGUUAUGUUUGGCAAAUGUAUGUUAUAUAAUUAAAUAUAUAAGAUGGUUGGAUUUGUAUUGAAUUACUUAAUUGUUUUACCAGAAUUUGAAUAAUUUGGAUUGUGGAUGGGAUGUUUAAUAAUAACUCCAGGGUAUUUAUAUAUCUUGUUAAAUUAUAAAACAAAAUAUAGAAGGUUUGAAUAAGAAAUUUGA